Poeciliopsis prolifica (blackstripe livebearer) is the source of this 941-nucleotide messenger RNA. RefSeq names its product microtubule-associated tumor suppressor 1 homolog A-like. Gene Ontology annotation, cellular component: cytoplasm; nucleus. The annotation marks the transcript as partial. NCBI's taxonomy places the organism in Eukaryota, Metazoa, Chordata, Actinopteri, Cyprinodontiformes, Poeciliidae. Gene Ontology annotation, molecular function: microtubule binding. The transcript is spliced from 3 exons. The record is from RefSeq and is a predicted model, not a curated record.
AUAAAGGGCUCAGUGUUCCAGUUUUCUGGACAUGUUUUUGUUUCCAGAACAUUUAAAAUCAGUAAAACUGUAGAAGAUCAUCCAGGUUGUCUGACUGCUGAACUCUGGCGCCCCCUGCUGGUCUGUGUCCAGAAGGAUUCCCACACGCUGUACCUGGAGCAGGAGCUGGACAGCCUCAAGGUGGUGCUGGAGAUCAAGAACCAGCAGCUGCACCAGAAGGAGAAGAAGCUGAUGGAGAUGGACAAGCUGGGGGAGACGAACGUCCGGCUGGAGGAGUGUCUGACGAAGGUGCAGCAGGAGAACGAGGACUACAAGGCCAGGAUGCACAAACACGCGGCUCUUUCAAAGCAGCUGUCCACAGAGCAGGCCAUCCUGCAGCAGACCCUGCAGAAGGAGUCAAAGGUCAACAAGCGUCUGUCCAUGGAGAACGAGGAGCUGCUGUGGAAGCUGCAUAACGGCGACCUGCUGGGCAGCCCGCGCCGCCUGUCGCCCCCUCGCCCUGCGGCAACGGAGACUCCGCCCACUUCCCCAGCCGCGCCCGUGUCUCCCAGAUAACCCGGCGCCGGCCGCUGAUGGACGUGCGGCGGCCGGGCGGCGGCCGGGCCCCGCUCAGGAGCAGCGGGAACGCCGGCCGGAUUUUUCCUCCUUUAAGGAUUCGACUUGUUCUCCCAAAGAGCGACGCUCAAUCAGAACCGCGACCCGAUCCGACCCGGUGGACCUCCGUGGAAACCUUUAGACUGUAAUGUAAAAGGCUCCGACGCCUCGGAGCAAAAUAUGCAGAUUAUUUAACAGGAAAUGUUUGUUUUCCUCCAGAACCAGAACUGGAAGAAUAAUUUAUCCGUUUAUGUCUCAUGAAGUCUGUUGUUGUUUGUCCUGAAGAACCUCAGAUUUACCCAGAAUGCCUCAUUGUUCUGCCUCAGAAUAAAAUCACUAUGACAUCA